Messenger RNA from Ictalurus punctatus (channel catfish), 4196 nucleotides. RefSeq names its product iodothyronine deiodinase 2 (gene dio2). Lineage: Eukaryota; Metazoa; Chordata; Actinopteri; Siluriformes; Ictaluridae. The transcript has 2 exons. Gene Ontology annotation, molecular function: thyroxine 5'-deiodinase activity. The record is from RefSeq and is a predicted model, not a curated record.
GAGAGCGAAAAGAAAAGAAAAAGGAGAAAGAAAACAAGAGCGCUGCGUGAAACCGGAUGAUUUUCUGCACUUUUUAAAGUGCGCUUCAGGGGGAUUUUUGAAAAGUUGUUUUUUUUUUUUUUUUUUUUUUUUUAAAGAAAAAAGAAAAAGAAAAAAGUGGGCAGGGAGUGUGCUCGAGGUGUCUCGUGCGCUCUGACGCGCUCUCUCUGUCUGUCUCUUUUGUGGUGGGGAACCCGGGAACCAUCCUCCUUCCAUCCAUCAGCCCUGAAGUUUAGCAUCUGUUGCUUUUGAAAGAAGGAAGGAGGGCCAAAGAAAGAAAGACAAACAAGACGCACCAAACAAAUAAAAACGGAAGAUGCGUCUCGCGCGGUGAGGGCUCGGUGCGGGUCACCUGUUGCGGGAGAAAGCAUGGGAGUGCUCAGCGCGGACCUGCGGGUCACCCUGCAGAUUCUACCCGGCUUCUUCUCCAACUGCCUGUUCUUCGUGCUCUACGACUCGGUAGUGCUCGUGAAGCGCGUCGUGUCGCUCGUGAGCCUCUCGUGCGGCGGCGGCGGCGGCGCGUGGCAGCAGCGCAUGUUGACCUCGGCCGGCGUGCGCUCCAUCUGGAACAGCUUUCUGCUGGACGCCUAUAAGCAGGUGAAAUUGGGCGAGGCGGCUCCGAACUCUAAAGUGGUGAAGGUUCCCGGGAUCUCCGGCUGCCAGUGGAGCAGCGAGGAUGGAAAGACGACGGACGAGUGUCGCCUGUUGGACUUUGAAUCGUCCGAUCGGCCCUUGGUGGUCAACUUCGGCUCGGCCAGCUGACCCCCGUUCGUGAACCAGCUGCCGGUCUUCCGGAGGCUGGUGGAGAACUUCUCGGACGUGGCGGACUUCCUGCUCGUCUACAUCGACGAGGCUCACCCGUCUGACGGAUGGGCGGGCCCACCCAUGGAACUUUUCCCGUUCGAGGUGAAGAAACACCGCAGCUUGGAGGAGCGCCUGGUGGCGGCGCAGAGGCUCGUCGAGCAUUUCUCUCUGCCGCCGCAGUGCCGGCUGGCGGCCGACUGCAUGGACAACAACGCCAACAUGGCGUACGGCGUCGCCUACGAAAGGGUGUGCAUCGUACAGAAGAAUAAAAUCACGUAUCUGGGAGGGAAGGGUCCGUUUUAUUACAACCUUAAAGAUGUACAGAACUGGCUUGAACGGAGCUACGGGAAGCGGUAAUCUCUGCUGAACGGUGGAAUGGUUUAUUUUUUUAAUAAAGGACAAGAAAAAAAAAAGAAAAAAAAAAAGAUGACGACACUUUUACACCUCUAUUGCCUCCAACGGCGACGUGAACUCUCUGGAAGUCGUCCGGAUUCUCUGAAGAUCAUCGAUGAUCGUGGGUGGAAUCCAAACAUCCCUACCUUCCUUUUUUUUUUUUUUUUUUUUUUUUUUAUAAACAACGACUACAGAGACUAAACCAAGCAUUGCACUUCGACUUUUAUACUUUGAUAGGAUGUCUCUGACAACAAACCUGUGUAUGCACUAUAAACACCUAUAAACACUAUCGAUAUCCAAGUCAUUCGCAUUAAUAGUAGUAUUACGGCGUGUGAUUCUUUCACGCUAAAUAACACGCAUCACUUUGCAGAACCAAAUUGCCGAUCCCAGAAGAAAGCACAAGCUCACAUAUAGAAGAAAUAUAAUUUAUUUUUAUCGAUGUUUAUGUUUGUUGUUUUAAAUAUGUGACAUGUUUACCUCCGGCGGUUUUUUCCCUCCAUGUUUGAAGUUGACAAUCACUCAUAUUACUUGCCAUUGUAGCCGUAUUAUCAGCUUUCGCAUGCCCGAUUAACGCUUUAGCACAUCUGCCCCAGUGGAAAAAACCAGUCUGAACCUGGCUAAAACCCAAAUAUGCUAAUUAGUUUGUCCGUUUGUCCAUAAUGUUCUACAUAGAACCCUUCAUCAUAGGCGUUUUAGAAAAGGUUCUCUUGCAAAUGUUCACAUAACCUUUGAAGAAUCUUUCUAUAUAUAUAUAUAUAUAUAUAUAUAUAUAUAUACACUGAACCCAAUUCCAAAAAAGUUGGGACGCUGUGUAAAAUGCAAAUCUCAUAAACCCAUAGGUUAUAGAAAACAUAUCAAAUGUUUAAACUGAGGAAAUAUACCAUUUUAAGAAAAAUACUAAGGUCGUUUUGAAUUUGAUGGCCGCAACACGUCUCAAAAAAGUUGGGACGGGGCAACAAAAGGCUGGAAAAGUAAAUGUUAAUAAAAAGAAACAGCUGGAAGAACAAAUAAUUAGGCUACUUGGCAGCAGGUCAGUAAGAUGAUUGUGUAUAAAGAGAGUAUCUUAGAGAGGCGGAGUCUCUCAGAAGUAAAGAGGGGAUGGAAUCUGGAUGGAAGCAAUACAGUAUGUUGCUCUAAAACCCGUAUGUACCUUUCAGCAUUGAUGGUGCCUUUCCAGAUGUGCAUGCUGCCCAUUCCAUAAGCACUAAUGCACCCUCAAACCAUCAGAGACGCAGGCUUUUCUACAGGGCGCGGAUGAUAAAUCCGGACGGUCCGUCUCCUCUUUAGUCCUCUUUAGUUUAGAGGACACGGCGUCCAUGGUUUCCAAUUAAAAGAAUUAAAAAUUUCGAUUCGUCUGACCACAGAACAGUUUUCCACUUUGCCUCAGUCCAUUUUAAAGGAGCUUUGGCCGAGAGAAGACGGCGGCGUUUCUGGAUCGUGUUCACAUAUGGCUUCUUCUUUGCAUGAUAUAACUUUAACCAGCGUUUGUGGUUGACCGUGUUCACAGACGAUGAGUUCUGGAGGUGUUUCUGAACCCACGCAGUGAUGUCCAUUACAGAAUCACGCCCGUUUUUAAAUGCAGUGCCGCCCGAGGGUCCGAAGAUCACGGAGAUUUCUCCAGAUUCUCUUAAUCUUUUGACGAUAUUAUGUACUGUAGAUGAUGAGAUAUUCAUAGUCUUUUAACACGGAGGAACAUUAUUCUGAAAUUGGUUUUUCGCAGAUCGGUGAACCUCUCUCCCAUCUUUACUUCUGAAAGACUCCGCCUCUCUAACAUACUCUUUCUAUACCCAAUCAUCAUACUGACCUGUUCCCAAUUAACCUCCAGCUGUUUCUUUUCAAUAACACUUACUUUUCCAGCCUUGUGUUGCCCCCGCCCCGACUUUUUUUUGAGACGUGUUGCGGCCAUCAAAUGAAAACCUACCCCCUCCCCCCCAUCGGAUUUCGCACAGCGUCCCAACCUUUUUUUGGAAACGGGGUUUGUAUGUGUAAGAGUUUUGAAAGAUAUUUCUGGAAAUGCAGUUUCUAUGAAGGCCAUAAAUACACGUAUAAUGACCUAUAAACACGUUCAUAAGACUUUAUAUGUGUUGUAAUUGUUCAGGAAGCUGUAUUACACUUUACAGCAAUGACUACGAUGCGUUAUAAGCAGAGCUUGGAACGCGAAGAAACGGUCGUGGUCAGCUGUGGGCUUGGUUAUUCGAUCUUUAUUACUCUAAGGAUUAUAACAAUAACAAAAAAAAGAAAUAAAUCGAUCUCAUUUUACUUUCGAGCUCACGAUUACAACUUAUUAUAAAGCUCGAGUCCAAAUACAUCCGUCAACAUUUUACACUCAGUAACGAUUUAUAAGUAUAGUAUUUGCCAAUACUAGUACAAAGUAAAAUCUAUAACCGAAUACAUUUUUAAUAGAUAAAAUAAAGCGUACAGCAUAGCGAAGGUUGCUACAAACCGUAAUGCGUCUCAUAGAUAAUAAUAAUAACAACAACGUAUAAUUACUUGGAAAUAUAUCAUGUCGUGAAUGUAUUUACGGCCUCCGUCAUAGAGAAUGUUACAUAUACGUAUAUGUUAUAUUCCGCAAAAGGAAAAAGAAGAGAAAACUGAUUCUAUAUUUGAUUCAAAGCAGGUUUUUCCUCACGGUUUUGCUUAAACAUUGCAUUUUGACGGUGAUUAUUUAUGUCCAGACAUGCACGCACACAUACACACACCUACACACGCUCAUUUGUGUCAAAGACAAACCGGUGUGUGAAUGAAGACCACUGACGAAAGGAUCCCGCGUUCCUGUCUGUGGUUGGAUGGAACAUCACACCUCUUUGUCCGGACCUGAAAUGAGCGUUCCUGUAGAUACACCCAAAUCAGCUUUGCGUAUUUACUAACAUUGCAUUUAUUUUUCUCUCCCCGAUGCACGCUGUGCACCCGGCUGCUUCCUUGCAAGUAUACAACAAUAAAGCUCAAACGUUUGCUCCCGA